This is a messenger RNA of Argentina anserina (silverweed cinquefoil), 510 nucleotides long. RefSeq names its product PLASMODESMATA CALLOSE-BINDING PROTEIN 5-like. The transcript is spliced from 3 exons. NCBI's taxonomy places the organism in Eukaryota, Viridiplantae, Streptophyta, Magnoliopsida, Rosales, Rosaceae. The record is from RefSeq and is a predicted model, not a curated record. Bases 41 to 391 code for a protein of 116 amino acids.
CUCAACUAAAGCUCUUGCAACAGUUCCGAUCUGUUAAACAAUGCCAUCCAGUUUUCGAAGGCUUCUGCUAGCUCUACUGUGUUUAGUCCUAACGCCAAGAUCUGGUGGACAAUUAGAGGAAUGGUGCGUAGCCGAUGAGCAGACCCCGGCGGAUGAGCUGAAGAUGGCACUUGAUUGGGCUUGUGAGAAGGGAGGUGCAGACUGCAGUAAGAUACAAGAGAACCAAGCUUGUUACUUGCCUAAUACACUGGAACACCAUUCCUCUUAUGCUUUCAACAGUUACUAUCAAAAGUUCAAGCAGGAAGGUGCAACAUGUUACUUCAAUGCUGCUGCCAUGGUCACUGCACUUGAUCCAAGUCACAACUCUUGCAAGUUUGAGUAUAUUCCUUGAUGAAGAUCUGGGGGAUUUGCAGUGAGGUUUCAAGGUGGAAGCAGAGAUCACUGUAAAAGAGAUUCUUGUAUCGCUCUAAUACGAAUUAAUUUAUAUUUGAAUGUAUUGCUUUGCUUCGA